Messenger RNA from Lucilia cuprina (Australian sheep blowfly), 1745 nucleotides. It is a transcript of the gene ND-39, whose product is annotated as NADH dehydrogenase [ubiquinone] 1 alpha subcomplex subunit 9, mitochondrial. Gene Ontology annotation, cellular component: mitochondrion. The record is from RefSeq and is a predicted model, not a curated record. Bases 128 to 1366 code for a protein of 412 amino acids. Lineage: Eukaryota; Metazoa; Arthropoda; Insecta; Diptera; Calliphoridae. The transcript is spliced from 4 exons. Gene Ontology annotation, molecular function: protein-containing complex binding.
GAAUUCAAUUCCCAUUCGAAGUCACUGCGAGAGCCAAAUUUUUGCAUUGCAGGGCUCCAUAAAUAAUAGAAUAAAACAAUUAAUUUGUGAUAAAUAUUAAGGAUUAGCGUAAGCUUUAAUUGGCAAAAUGGCUUCGCUUAUAUUAAUGAGGAAUGUGCAAAUGGCAAAGCAACAAACCAAUGGCGCCUUGGGUGUAUUGUGCUUGCGUACGGCCAAUUAUUCUUCCGACAGUCCACGUCCCCUGAAGACCACCAAUUUGAGUGCCAUGAAACGCGGUACCGGUGGCCGCAGUAGUUUCAAUGGUAUUGUUGCUACCGUUUUCGGUUGCACUGGCUUCUUGGGUCGUUAUGUUUGCAAUAAGUUGGGCAAGUCCGGCACCCAAAUGAUUUUGCCCUAUCGUGGUGAAGAUUCCGAAGCUAUUCGCUUGAAGGUGUGCGGUGAUUUGGGCCAGGUUUUAUUCCAAUUCUAUCAUUUGUGCGAUGAGGAAGCCAUUCGUAAGGCUGUCAAAUAUUCGAAUGUUGUCAUCAAUUUGGUGGGACGUGAAUAUGAGACUAAGAAUUUCAAAUUCAAUGAUGUUCAUGUUGAGGGUGCUCGUCGCAUUGCACGCAUCUGUCGCGAAAUGGGUGUCGAACGUUUGAUUCACGUUUCCGCCUUGAAUGCUGAUCCCCAUCCCAAGAGUCACAUCAUUGAUGGCGGCAGCAAUUUCUUGCGCAGCAAAUACUGGGGCGAACAAGCCGUACGCGAAGAAUUCCCCGAAGCCACCAUUAUUCGUCCUUCGGAUAUUUAUGGUUCUGAAGAUCGUUUCUUGCGUUAUUAUGCCCACAUCUGGCGUCGUCAAUUCCGUUCGAUGCCUUUGUGGUACAAAGGUGAACGUACCGUUAAACAACCCGUAUUCGUUUCCGAUGUAGCUCAGGGUAUUAUUAACUGUGCCAAGGAUCCCGAUACCGCUGGCAAGGUUUAUCAAGCUGUGGGUCCCAAACGUUACCAAUUGAGCGAAUUGGUUGAUUGGUUCCAUCGUCUUAUGCGCAAGGAUGAGAAAUGGUGGGGCUAUCAACGUUACGAUAUGCGUUUCGAUCCCACUUUCGUUUUGAAAACCAAAAUGACCGAAAUGAUUUGCCCCGGUCAACCUGUGGGUGGUUUACAUUUAGAACGUUUAGAAUUGGAAUGCGUCACCGAUAAGGUACUCAACAAUGUACCCACCUUAGAAGAUUUGGGUGUACAAUUGACCCCUAUGGAAAAUCAAGUACCAUGGGAAUUGCGUCCUUAUCGUGCUGCUUUGUAUUAUGAUGCCGAUUUGAAUGAAUUCGAAAUACCAGCACCACCACAAACCAUUGCACCACGUGAUGAACAACGCUUGUUCGCAUAAAGAAGUCCUACACACCACCAUUACAUAAGGUCCACUGCCGAGGGCCAGGAUACUACACACCAUUAUGUUGAUAUGAGGAAAAAAAGUGGUUCGGUACGUUGGUGGUGGCCGGUUCGUCGUAUGAAAGAAAAACGUUUACGUCUGCGUGAACUAUUAUUUAUUGUUUUGGUGGUGCGUUCAUUGUGGUAUGGUGUGUUUAGUGAAGAAUAUUUAAAUGAAAUUGAUAAUUUUUUAAACAAUAGCGAAGAUUUGUCUUGAAAACUCAAAACAAAACUAAAUCCCAAAAUUAUAAUUUAAUUACAAAAAAAAAACGGUACUGCUGUCUUUAUCUAACUAAAUUUAAAUAAAACAACUGAGUGUAACACUCAUUAAUAUAUAA